Molecule: messenger RNA, 4689 nt
Organism: Solenopsis invicta (red fire ant)
Lineage: Eukaryota; Metazoa; Arthropoda; Insecta; Hymenoptera; Formicidae
Product: thyroid receptor-interacting protein 11
Exons: 11
Coding region: 221-4618 (1465 amino acids)
Biological process (GO): Golgi organization; endoplasmic reticulum to Golgi vesicle-mediated transport
Cellular component (GO): Golgi apparatus
Molecular function (GO): small GTPase binding
Source: RefSeq, a predicted model, not a curated record
CAACGUUACGUAUCAAUAUUUCUGAAACGGACAUUUUACCAUUGCUGCAAUGUUGCUGAAACAUUGUUGAAGCAAUAUUUUGCAAUACUGUACUACAUGGAAUGUCUUCGCUGGCUAGAGAAGACAUAUAUUUUCGCGCGAACUAAGUGGCUGCCGCCCGUUAAACUCCGAUUAUACAUACAUAUCUAAUCCGUUUAAUCGUAUUAGGCGAUAAGAACGAAUGAUACUCGCGUUCGUUCUCUCCGCCUUGGCGGCUUCUCCGCUUGAGAAGCUUGCUCGAGAGGGGCACGCACAUACACAUAGACGCUGUUUACCUCCUCCUCCUCCUCCUUCUCUUCUCCCGUCCAACUUGUCGCGCAAGAUCUCGGAACGGACGAUUCGUCGUUCGCUCGUGUCCCAGUUGGAUAAAGAGCACGUGUCUCACCGCGUAAUAGUGAUUUCAUUACCGGCCCGCAUGGAGCCAUGUAGAGCAACAUCUGUGCGCCGAAACGCCGGCAACGCUGAAAGGGACGUCGUGGGUCAUGCCGAUGAGACCGAGGGGAUCUUCUGGGAUCCGUCGUGCGUCAACAAUCGCAACGCGAGGAAUCAGAAUCAUGUACGACAACUGCAAGAAGAGUUGGCACAAGCCACCGUAAAAGUACGCGAAUUAGAAUGCGAGCUAAAGCACGUUCAGAAGGUGAACAACACGUCCUUCAAGGAUGAUAUAUCCGACGGGCAUCAGAAGGCUGAGGUCGUGCGAGCGAAGCAAGACAUGCUGAACCGCAUAAUACAAAUGGAAGAAAAGACUCGAGAAGCAGAACGAAACGCUAAACAUAUCCAAUUGGACGAAGCUAGCCUUAUCAAUGAUUUUCGUUCAGUAAUAUCGAAGUUAAAUUCACGCGAGAAGUUCGAGUUAAUCAACGGAGCGCUGAAAGCUUUGCAAAUCGAAAACGAGACUCAUGAAAAAAUCAAGGAUCAUGAAAAAUCCGACGAAGAACUCGAAAAAAUCAGUGGCCUCGAAUACAAUUGCUCGGCUGUUAAACAUACAAAUUCGCAACAAUACAAGAUGCAUGAUACAGUUGAAGAACUUUCGAUCGAUAAAGAGGAGAUGUUACAGAAGAGAAUAGAGGAGCUUCAAAAUGAAAAUAAAUAUCUUCUGGACUCUAUGGAAAAAUUGGACGAGGAACAUGCGCAGUCGAUUGAGGAACUAUUGUCACUUAAAGAAGAAAGUAAUAAGAAUCAUCGCUCUUUACAAAAUGCGUACGAACAACUUACCAUAGAUUACAAUGAGGCCCAAACAAUAAUAGCUCAAUUGCGACACGUGUCAAACCACGAUAAAAAUACAAAAACUAUUCAUCAGUUCGUUCAAACAGAUAAUACAGAUAAAUCGGACAAAUACGUUCAAAUAACAGUUUCUUCGCAAGAAAAUAAUGUGAUCUCGGAAACAAACAUUCUAGACGAUAUUACUGAAAAAGUUAAAACGAUUUUAAAGAACUCUACCAUAAGUAGCAUUGAACCGGGAGAAUCGAUAUUCGAAGCUGUCGCGAAACAGUACGUCGACACUAAAUGGAAGCUGGAUAUUUUGGAAAGAAAGGUGACGGAGGUUACUAGAGAUCUGAAGGAGACCGAAGAGAUGAAAGACGGCUUGCAAAUGGAAUGCGAAGAGCUGCAAUCUCAUAUCGAUUCGUUAUUAUUAGAGAAGAAUAUGAGAAUGAAAGGGCCGUGCCAGGGCUUAGAACCAAAUUUGCCAUCUAUUCCCGAGGCAAGCGACGAACGAGUGGCUUCUCUAGAAAAUGACGUUGAAUUUUUACAGGAAGAAGUGAAACGCCUGACGGCUGAGAAGAAAAUGAUACGAGAAACAAGUUCAGCUCCGACGCUUGCUGUACAAAGUAACGAAGUGCCUUUAAUAGACAACGAUGACUCACAUGGAGUUAUAAAUCGCAAAUUACAUACAUUUAUAGAGGAAGAUGAAGAGCUUCCAAUAGCUUUAGAAAAGAACUCAAACGAACAAGUAACGUCGGUCGAGCAAUUGAAACUCGAUCAUGAAAACGUGACGGAAGAACUAAAGCUGUCGGUAUCGAGAACGGAACUGUUAGAAACUAAUGUUGCAUUUUUGCAGGACACUGUAAAUAGAUUGGCAGAAGAAAAUAAAGAUUUGUUACAGAAGAAUAAGCAGUUGGAUAUGCGAUUACACGACAAGAUUCUGCAAGAAAAUGACCUACAAGAAGAGAGUGAUAAUCUGCUGGAAAAUUUUCGGGCACACCUCGAUAUGGCCAAUUGCGAAAAAUUAGAAUUGGAAAGUGACAUUUUAAGUAAAGUAGAAGAAUUGGACGCGAUGCAGAAUGAAGUUGAAACGAGACAAUCUGAAAUAGCAAAAUUGAGUCAGGAUAAUGAUAGGUUAAUUAAAAAAAAUGCAUCUCUGUCAGAGCAGUUAAGCGCUAUGCACGAUGAAUCCUUGGAUAAGAUAGAGCUGUUGAACACAGAAAUGUCGUUGCUUCAGCAAGAGCAUGAAGAUUUGAAACAGGAGGUGUUGAUUUAUAAAGAAGAGUUGCCCGUACUGAAGGAAAAGUUAUACAAGUCGCAGCAGCGUUACACAGAAUUGGAAAACGAAUAUUAUGUGUUAAAGAUGCAAAACGAGCAAAUUGAAUCAUAUAAGAAAGAUGUUCAAAAUCAAACGACAGAAGGACUCGGGAAUGAAUCGAGUCUUAAAGAGCCGUUGAUCAAAGAAUUGGACUUGUUACGAAACAGAUGUCAUCUGUUAGAACAAGAAAUAGAAAUGCUUCGUGCUAAAGGAACACAGGAGUAUCAAAAAAAUGCCGCGGAGAUAUCUUCGGUAAACAGAGACAGAACUAAUACAGCGGGAGAGCUUUCAGCUGCUGAAGAUAACUUAAUCGGAAUGGAAAACACAAUUACGAACGUGAAAGUAGAAGAGCACGAUCUAAUGGCGAGAGAUACGAAUGUAACAUCGAGCGAACGACAAAUGUUUAGAUCAAUUGUCGAUGGAGAGAGGCGAGAAAAAGAUAUCGUAAAGGCGCACAACAAAAAUUUAAUGGAUGAAAUUGACGAAUUGCGAAACAAGUUGCAAAUCUCUUUAGAGAAUAACAAAGAAUCAGCUGAGAUGGCUAAACAAACUAUUGAAGAUCUCUCUCACAUCAUUCGAGAAAAAGACCAGGAGAUAAACGUUUUACAAGCUGAGAUAACUCAGGCGAAGAACAUUAUCGCGCAAUCUUCGAGUGACCUUGCCGCGAUCCAAAAUCAGAAGAGUGAAGUCGAACAAUUUGUUUCCAUUAAACAUAACGAAAGUUUACAAUAUCAAAACGAGAUUCAAAAAUUGAUACAACGCGUGAAUGAACAAGCGGCUCACAUCCAGCAAUUAAUUUCCGAACAAACGGCAAACGAGAUGUGCAAUAAGGUGAACGUAGAAAAUCAGCAAGGAGGCCACGACGGGAUCGAAUAUUCCAGACGGAAUACCGAAAUAGUGGCUUUAAAUAAAAAAUGCGACGCUUUAGAAGCUGCUCUGAUGCAAGAACAGACCAACACUAAAAUCUUGCAGAACCAGCUUACCGAGAUUCAAAACAAGGAGGCUAACUCCGCUAAAGAAUUGGAAAGACUGAGAACGCACUUGGUCGAAAUGGAAGCGAGUUAUACGGAGGAGGCCCUAAUCGCUGAGAAUAAUCGUCAGGAAUUGGAAGCGAGACUAUUGCAGGCUGAAGAAAAAGUAAAAAGCAGCUCAACUGCCUUCACAUCGGCGAACAUCAGGGCUAAUCAACAGGUGGAGACGUUGCAGCAACAAAUAGCUUUGAUUACUCAACAGAGAGAUCAGAUACAGGCGAAAUUAUCCGCUGCCGAGGACAACAUUCAGCUGCAAUCUGCUUCUUUGACCAACUUGCAAAUAGUUUUGGAACAAUUUCAACAAGAUAAAGAACGCGACAUCAUGGCGGCUACAGAAAGACUUCGAUCCCGACUCACUGAGUCAUACGAGAAACAAGAUAAAUUAUCAGAUGACAUUUCGAAUCUUCAGCAACAGUUACGUGAAGCUAGAGAAUGCUUGAAAGCUGCCUCUAGAUUAAGCGAGCAACUCGAAAGAAAGGACGAACAAAUCGAGCGAGCCAAUGAGGAAGUGAUACAAUUGACAGCGGCCUUGAAUUCCGCUGACCAAAAGAUGAAAGAGGCAACGAAACAUGAUGAGGGAAAAGUCGACAAAGAUCUCAUCAAAAAUCUUCUUUUGGGUUACUUGUCCUCGACCACGUCGGACAAGUCUUCGAUCCUCAGAGUCUUCGCCAACGUCUUGGACUUUACCGAGUCGGAGAAAGAUAAGACCGGUUUGAACAGCGUGACGGCGCACGGCAGUCGUCAAGCCAACAAAAACAGCAGCGCCUCUUCAAAAGAUCAGGAAGCAUCUUUGUCAAUGGCCUUUGUGAGAUUUCUAGAAAGCGAAUCCAAGCCGAAGCCUCAGUUACCGGCUUUGCCGAUCGUGGAUUCACCUUCAACGCGACCAGGAUAUAAUAAACAACAGUCAUCAUCGUCAUCGGCGCAAUCUACAUUACUGUUGUCCAACAUUGCUCUUCCAACAUUCCCAGACUUUAUUCCAGCCAGAAAUACGGGAUCUAUUUUGAAGGAGGUGCUAAAGGACAGUUGAUAUUAAGGACAGUGAAUUAAACACAUUGUACAAAUAACAUUAGAAACUAUAAUACAUUCGAUUGCAUUUUA